Molecule: messenger RNA, 1460 nt
Organism: Sphaerodactylus townsendi
Lineage: Eukaryota; Metazoa; Chordata; Lepidosauria; Squamata; Sphaerodactylidae
Gene: TMEM187
Product: transmembrane protein 187
Exons: 1
Coding region: 591-1352 (253 amino acids)
Cellular component (GO): transport vesicle
Source: RefSeq, a predicted model, not a curated record
UCGAAGGGGGACAGGAGAACGUGCGGCAGCAGGCAGAACAGCCAGCGUCUGGGUUUGCCAGCAGGAGAAAUCAACAGGGAAGGAGACGGCAGGUUGGAAAUCUCUCCCUUGAACCGCUUCCUUUUCUCCUCACCUGGCCUCAAAUCACAUUGGAGAGGGGGAUUCAAAUUGCAUCCAGGCCAACCCUUUUGCACUAGAAGGCGAUCCACAGAAUAACAGGACACUGCCAGUCAGCCACUGGCGGGGGUGGCGGAAAGUGUCGUCAAGUUGCAGUCAUCUUGUGAGAACUCAGAGGUGGUUUGCCUUCGUGCAGCAGCCCUGAACUUCCGUGGUGGUCUCCUAGCCAAGUAUUAAGCUCAGCUGGCCCCGCUUAGCUUCCGGCAUCCGAUGAGAUCCGGCUAGCCUCCGCCAUCCAGGUCAAGGCGACAGAGGUGGUUUGUCAGCGCCUCCCUUUGCAUAGCUACCCUGGACUUGUGCGGCGGGGCGGUCCCCCGUCCAAAUACCAAUCAGGGCCGACUCUUCUUAUCUUCCAACGUCUGAGGAGACUGGGCCGGCCUGGGAGAUUCAGGGCCCGCAACCAGGGAAGCAAUAUGAAACCCGAAGUCGGAGCCCCGGUCUGGCACGUGGCCGCAGGGCUGGCUGUUUGCUCCGGAGCGGUGGCCUCGGGGGCUUUCGACAGCGUUCAUACGGAAGUUGGGUACAAGUAUUACGCCGAACCCACCGUGCUAGGCUUACCCGCUGUAGUCGCCAUGCCUGCCAACUGUUUAGUCAACGUGGCCUAUAUGCUUCUGGGCUGGCACUGGCUCUCUUCUUCGGGCGGCCCGAGAGGGCCGGCACGCUACCUCCGGGAAGUCUUUGCCCUCAUGGCCCUGGCCUACGGGCCGGUGCAGUGGGUCCGGCUUUGGACACAGUCUCAUCGGGCAGCUGUCUUAGACCAGUGGGCGACCUUGUUAAUUUUUGCGUGGGCGGCUGUCUGGUGCCACUUCCUGGAGCACGGCUGGCAGCCCAACACCUUCUUUGCUAUGGAAACCGUUUCGCUGGCAAGUUACGGCCUGGCUGUUCUUCACCCCCAAGGGUUCGAGCUGGCAUUGGGCGCACAUAUAGUCAUCGUGGUUUGGAAAGUACUCCAGGUGCAACAUCAUUUGGGCGACGCCACAUCCAUGGGCAUCGUGGUGCUGGGAAUGAUCUCUUGCCUAGGUUUUGUGUGUCUCAAGCUAUGGGACCACGAGCUGGCCCACUGGACCCCUUUCUCCCGGCUCACUGGCCACUUUUGGUCCAAGAUCUGUGACGUGCUACAAUUCCACUGUGCUUUCCUCUUCUGCUCCAGACUGAGCAAACAAUGUGCUCAGUGAAGUAAUUUCAUGGCCUUUCACCAGUCAGAGGACAGGAGCAACUAAUGGCAACUAACAGGGGACGUGACUGUUGUCGAAGGCUUUCAUGGCCGGAAUCACUAGGGCAGU